UAGUAUACAUUUGAACUCCCAUGAUGGACAGAAAAUAUUUAAAUGCCUGCAAUGUGGAAAAAUCUUUGGAAGGAAACAUAGUCUUAAUGUCCAUCAAAGAAUUCACACAGGGGAGAAGCCAUACAAAUGCUUGCAGUGUGGAAAGAGCUUCAGUGAAAGUGGAAAGCUUACUUUACACCAAAGAAUUCACACAGGGGAGAAACCAUAUAAAUGCCUUCAGUGUGGAAAAAGCUUUGGACGGAAAGAUAACCUAAUGUCCCAUCAAAGAGUUCACAUAGGAGAGAAAAGAUGUAAGUGCCUCGAAUGUGGGAAAACCUUCAGUCAUAUUGGGCACCUUACUUCCCAUCAAAGAAUUCACACAGGGGAGAAGCCAUAUAAAUGUCGGGACUGUGGGAAAAGCUUCACUCAUAGUGGAAGCCUUAGUUCCCAUCAAAAAAUUCACACAGGGGAGAAAAAAUAUAGAUGCUUGGACUGCGGAAAAAGCUUCCAUCAGAGUGGAAGCCUUACUUACCAUCAAAGAAUUCACACAGGGGAGAAACCAUAUAAAUGCCUGGAGUGUGGGAAAAGUUUCAGUCAGAAUGGAAGCCUUACAUCUCAUCAAAGAAUUCACACAGGGGAGAAACCAUAUACAUGCCUGGAAUGUGGAAAAUGCUUCAGUCAGAAUGCACACCUUACUUACCAUCAAAGAAUCCACACAGGGGAGAAGCCAUAUAAAUGCCUAGAGUGUGGAAAAAGCUUCACUCACAGUGGAAGCCUUACUUCUCAUCAAAUAAUUCACAUGGGGGAGUAAAAAUAGAAAUGUGUGGAAUGUGGAAAAAGCUUUGGGCAGAAAGAUAACCUCACAUCUCAUAAAAGAAUUCACAUUGGAGAGAAAAAGAAUGAGUGCCCCGUGUGUGGGAAAACAUUCAGUUCUAAAUCAAACCUGAAUGCACAUUGCAAAAUCCACAGUGCAGAGAAACCAUAUAAAUGUCCAGAAUGUGAUAAGAGCUUCAGUGAUAGCAAAAGUCUUACUUUGCAUCAAAGAAUCCACACAGGAGAGAAACCCUAUACAUGUCUGGAUUGUGGAAAAAGCUUCAGCCGGCGCACCACCCUUACUACUCAUCAAAGAAUCCACAGGGGCGAGAAACCAUACAAAUGCAUGGAGUGUGGGAAAAGCUUCAGUGAUAGCACCAGCCUAAGCUCCCAUCAGAGAAUCCACACAGGUGAAAAACCAUUUCACUGUCUGGAGUGUGGAAAGAACUUUGCUUAUAGUGCAAGCCUUACUACGCACCAAAGAAUUCACACAGGAGAGAAACCUUACCAGUGCUUGGAGUGUGGAAAAAGCUUCAGCGAUAGCACAAGCCUGAGUUCCCAUCAAAGAAUUCACACAGGAGAGAAACCAUAUAAAUGCUCUGAGUGUGGGAAAAGCUUCAGUGAGAGCACAAAGUUGACUUCGCAUCAAAGAACACAUGCUGGGGAAAAACCGUAUCACUGUUUGGAGUGUGGGAAGAGCUUUGCUUAUAGUGCAACUCUGAGUAGACAUAAAAGAAUCCACACAGGGGAGAAACCGUAUAAAUGCCAGGAGUGUGGAAAGAGCUGCCGUGAUAAUGCAAGCCUUCGAUCACAUCAAAGAAUCCAUACAGGUGAGAAACCAUAUAAAUGUUCAGAGUGUGGAAAGAGCUUCAACCAGAGUUCACAUCUGACUGUACAUCAGAGAAUUCACUCAGGUGACAAGCCAUAUAAAUGCUUGGAAUGUGGAAAGAGUUUCAGUAAUACCACGCACCUCAAUUCUCAUGAAAGAAUUCACACAGAGGAGAAACCAUAUCAUUGUUCAGAAUGUGGAAAGCGCUUCAGGUCAAGCACAACUCUUACUUCACAUCAAAGAAUUCACAGUGGGGAGAAACCAUAUAAAUGCUUGGAGUGUGGGAAAAGCUUCCACAACACCACACAUCUUAAUUCCCAUGAAAGAAUCCACACAGGGGAGAAGCCAUUCCAUUGCUUGGAUUGUGGAAAGCGCUUCAGGUGGAACAGAGCCCUUACUUCGCAUCAGAAAAUCCAUACGGGAGAGAAACCAUAUAAAUGCUUGGAAUGUGGAAAGAGCUUCAGGUGGAGUGCUCACUUUACUGCCCAUCGGAAAAUGCACACAGCAAAGACACCAGAAAAUGUGUAGCGCUGUCAUAAAAGCUUGU
Euleptes europaea (tarantolino) is the source of this 2168-nucleotide messenger RNA. RefSeq names its product zinc finger protein 721-like. Gene Ontology annotation, molecular function: DNA-binding transcription repressor activity, RNA polymerase II-specific. Gene Ontology annotation, biological process: negative regulation of transcription by RNA polymerase II. NCBI's taxonomy places the organism in Eukaryota, Metazoa, Chordata, Lepidosauria, Squamata, Sphaerodactylidae. The transcript has 2 exons. The record is from RefSeq and is a predicted model, not a curated record.